UUUCAGCAGUACUAGUAGAAAUGGGGUGAAUUACCAUCGUAAUUACGAGGAAAACCGUUAGCUCUUGUUUACUGGGCUACAUUGAGGGGGCACAAGGGUAACUGUCCACCUGAAAGAGAAACUCGACGACAAAGCCCGACAGAGUGACAGGCCCAGAGACCUCGGCCAGCUAGACACAGCUGGUCAUCCUGUAGUGAAGUCUGUGCUCGCCGUCCAGUCCGAUGAUUCCAAGGCUCCCAGUAUCCGAGAUGCCGUUUCCAUACCCAGGAGAGCAGCCUGGCAGUAGAGCAUUGGCACCAAGUUCCAUAACAGAAUGCAGAGAGGAGGAACUGUUAAAAAUGGGGGAGGACAUCAAGACCCUGGAGGAGGUGCACCGCUUGCUGGUCGACCUGAUUUCCCGCGGCUUUCCUGGCAAUGACUUGAUCCCACUCAUUGAGACAGACAUUGAGACGCACACCAUUUACCAAAACAACGAAAAGUCACUGGUGCAGAUAAUUAAAGAGUUUAAUCAGUUUCAGGAGACCAAAGCCCAGAAGUCGCUGGCCGCCGAAGAUGAGAGGCAGAAGAAGCAGCACGAGCUCCGAAGCAUCGAGCGGUCCCUGCAGGAAUUCCAGGCACAACAUUUGGCUUUGAACUCCGAGGUUGAAGAUUUUUACAAAGAGCUGCAGAGCCUCGAGCGGGAAGAGCAGGAGCUUCAGCAGCAACAAGACGCCGUCAGUGAAGACACCACGGUUGUCCUGCCCUCCUCCAAGUACCUGGCGCAGAUUUACCAGAAAAUAUCGAAGAUCAAGUGGGACGUUAGCACUGAAGGCCCGGUUCAGAAAGGCAUACACUACGGCGAGAUCGCUCAGCCCAUCACGCUGGACACCUCCAAGCUGUCGGACAUCUCGACGACAAACUCUGUCUGGGGCCUCAUCAGCACCGACUGGUAGAUGAGCCCCCCGCUCUGUUCAGGUUUUAUUGGGAUUUCUCUUUUCGUUAAGUUUUAUGCUACCCCCAAUCUAGAAAUGCAUUUUCUUUGUUGCCCCCCAUUGUUCCCUUGUUGUGCACUUUAUAUCAGCCGCGUCUUCAUUUUAUACCCACCCUUUAUGGAGUCUGUUUGUAAUGCACGUGUUUUAUUUGUGUUUAACUGUCUUUUACUAUUUUACACUGUGCUGCCUUUUCCAUUCUGUUGUUUCUAAAUCAUAAUUGUCACUGCAGACAAGUCAAUAUAAAAAAUAAUAAAAAAAAAAAAACUGUGAAAUUAAACUUCAUGCUGAGAUGUGUCUGUGCGCGGACCUUUUUUCCACAUUUCAGUUUUUCUAAACACAACCUGCAUGUCCUCUGAAAUCGUCUGCCUUUGUGCGCUUCACAUAAAGAAAGCAUUGGCCUGGCACGAGUCGGGGCUCCCGUCAUCCGCCUGCAGUUGUGGUCACAAACACACUGGACUUGGCUUUGCCAGGACCACUCCUGGCACGCUGAUCAGUGUUAAAUGUAAUGUUUGUUACGAAAUUAGAUUACCUUUUAAAAUAAUGUAAUGCAAUACUUAAUACUGGGGGUAAAUAUACAUACCUCUUAGUUUAAAAAAAAAAAAAAAUAGAUCUGUGUUAACAGCAAAGUGUUGUGUGUAUUUAAUGUGAACGAGCGCUUCGGCAAUCAAGUAAAAGAAUGAAACAAAAGUCCUAAGCAUACGUUUAAUCCUGCGUGUGCCGAGGCGUCCCGGUGAUUAUCCCAGGAAAGGAAAGACACAAACUUGGCAGACGGUAUGCCAGUCCUUCACAUGGCACAAUUGCAGUCUGGCCUGUAAAUAAAGGAUCAGUUUAGUUUUCUUCAGGCUGUCUGCUAUAGACCUGGUGAGACAGACAAUCUUCAUACUACAUCUCGUAUACUUCACAUCACACGAAGGAUUAAACAGAUUUAUAAAACCAGGGCAGUGGGUUCAGAGUGGGAAUUCACCGACUGGUUCAAUGUCACUUGUAAUAUAACAACAUGUUAAAUGAGACUCAGCGGCUUUAAUAAAUAGAAAUAACAAAGAAGCCAGAGUGGUGGCAUUGCAGCCUUUAACAAGUUAGGGUGCCAAACUGUAGCCUGAAGUGGCACCGAUGAUGUCCUGUGCAACGGCAUGCAAAAGUGUGGGCCCCCUUACUGUGGAUAGUGAAGUGAGCAGAAGAUGAACUGAUCAUAGAAACCAACAUUUCAAGCAAGGGGGCACAAACCUUUGCCCGCCACUGUAUCUCCCAUGUUGUGUCAUUUCAAUCAACAGACUCUAUAAAAUAGGAUAUAAAAUGCUGGCUCGUGAAACGUAACGCACCAUUUGUAACACCUCACGUUUUAGAAGCAGUAACACGGCUGACAAUUGGAUUUUCCUUUGUCACCGGUCUUGAUGUCUCCACCUGUUGUAGGUUGGUCUGCCUGUAUUUUACACCCCGGCUGGAGUUGCCCAGAGUUGGUGAGCACACACUGUAGACGUCAUUUUCUUCUCUGGCUAAUCUUGGACUAAAUGACUUUUGCCCGUGAGAACCAAAGCAUCAAGUCAAGCGAGUGUCAGCACUUCACUCCAGCAGUCCUGCUCCCUACUUAACCUCCGUCUCCUGUCGUCUUUGGGUCAGGUCAGGUUGAGGCUGAUUUGGCGUUUCAGAUCAGUAAAAGCAGCACACGUCAUCGUCGUCCUCUGUUCGCAGUUCAGUUUACUAGCACUACAGGUUAGGAGGGCCAAUCAAUUGAAAAUGGGUUUGGGUGACAAGUGAAGUCCAGUGCGCCUAGAGAGUCGUCUGAAUUGGGCAGCUCAGCAUUUGCUGCGGACAUUGCAAAGGGUUAAAUCGCAACGCUCUCCAUUGAUACCUCAGCGUCACAAGCACAAAGGUUCGACUAACUUCAAAACACUCUUGGAUUUGCUUAAUCGAGUUCAGCGUUUAAAUGAAAGGAGUUGUAAUCAAAAAUCAAAUAAAGAAAAAAGUCAAUUUUAUACAAGUGUGCUCAAUUGAGAUCCGAUUUAUUUCUAUUAGUUGCAGUCCUGUACAUAAAAGGUCAACAUGCUAUAUAUUAAAAAAUGGACUCCUUACAAAUACACAAAACGAUGGCAAUAAAAACCUUCUGUUCAUUUUUGCAGUA
Messenger RNA from Polypterus senegalus (gray bichir), 3090 nucleotides. RefSeq names its product SPC24 component of NDC80 kinetochore complex (gene spc24). The coding region runs from base 222 to 932 and encodes 236 amino acids. The record is from RefSeq and is a predicted model, not a curated record. Lineage: Eukaryota; Metazoa; Chordata; Cladistia; Polypteriformes; Polypteridae. The transcript has 6 exons.